GCCAGCUCUCCCUCUCCACUUCCUGUUUCCUGUUUCCUCAAACAGCCGAAGAAGAAGAGAGAAGCUGCUCAUGCUAGCUGCUAGCUGCUCAUGCUGAGGCUCAGAGACUCUUUCAGACAUUUAAACAUGAACAAACUGAACAAAGCUCCAGAGUUUGACUCUUAUGAGAUCGAGGAGCCGAGUGAUGAGGAGCGAGCUGAGAGCAGCUCUGAGGAUGAGCUGGACGUGCUGCUGAACGGGACCCCGGAGCAGAAGAAGAAGCUGAUCAGAGAGUACCUGACCGGGGAGAGCGAGUCCUCCAGCGGGGAUGAGUUCGAGAAGGAGAUGGAGGCCGAGCUCAGCACCACCAUCAAGACCAUGGAGGGAACCUGGGGACCUUCAUCGACAGCAGAAAACCCAGGGGACCAGGUCGGCGGAGGAGGAGGAGGCAGCGGUGGAGCUCCUGCUCUCCCUAACACCCGGACGUACGAUGAGGUUUACUUUGACUCUGACUCAGAAGAGGAGAACACACCAAGCAGCUCUACAGGCCGGAAGCGGAGACAGAGGACGAUACUGACCAAUGACGAGCUGCUGUACGACCCCGAUGAGGAUGACAGGGACCAGGCGUGGGUGGACGCUCGGAGGAGAGGGUAUAGCAGGAAACGACCAGGCGCAGCGCCUCGGUCGCAGCCUCAGGGUUUACCCCGCAGUGACGCCAUUCUCAACUGUCCCGCCUGCAUGACGACGCUCUGCCUGGACUGUCAGAGGCACGACAAGUACCGCACGCAGUAUCGAGCCAUGUUCGUCAUGAACUGCACGGUGAAGAAAGACGAGGCGCUGCGCUACAAGAACGAGCCGGAGAGGAAGCCGAAGAACAGGAAGAGGAGGCGGGGACAGAAAACAGAGACGCCGCCUGACGAGAGAGCGGACCCCAGGCCGGCGGGGAUGGCCGACGACGAGGUUUAUCACCCGGUUCAGUGCUCCGAGUGCACCACAGAGGUCGCUGUGUUCGAUAAAGAAGAGGUGUAUCACUUCUUCAACAUCCUGGCCAGCCACUGCUGACACACUCCAACACAGACAUGGUUUUAUUUUUGAUUUCUUACAGGAGGAUCUCUGAUUUUUUUAAACACUGAGAAUCCAGCUGUGGUCGCUCUGAGUGCGUUCAUCAAUCAGCUCAUGAACUCUGAGAUAUGACCGAACAGAUGAUCCUGAAGAGGGGAGGAAGUCCUGCACGGCGUCUCCUCUUUCUGAGACAUUUUAAAAACAUCUUACAAAAAGCUGAAGACGCUCCUGUGGUCGUCAGUGCUGCUGUUGGACUGCAAACGUUGAAGCUUAAAGCUCACGUUCAUAUGAGCAUUUGAGGAUGAUUAAAGUUGGAUGAAGAUAUUCUUGUUGAUACCUAAUCUAGCAUUUAUGAUCAGUGUAUUAACCUGGAAUAAACUCUUAAUGUUAUGCUUUGUAAGCAGCUUUAAGUGUUUAUGAAAGUGUUUAUCUACUAACUCCUCCUGUGGGCAGCAUAGACUGUUUAAAUAAACAAGUGCCAUAUGUCAGCGCCAA
Molecule: messenger RNA, 1536 nt
Organism: Notolabrus celidotus (New Zealand spotty)
Lineage: Eukaryota; Metazoa; Chordata; Actinopteri; Labriformes; Labridae
Gene: eapp
Product: e2f-associated phosphoprotein
Exons: 6
Coding region: 91-1041 (316 amino acids)
Biological process (GO): positive regulation of cell population proliferation
Cellular component (GO): nucleus
Source: RefSeq, a predicted model, not a curated record